AUGGACUCUAUCUCACCAAUCGUUCAAAAGGAAAAGACGAGGAAGCAACUAGCAGAGGAACGGAGAAAUAAUGCAUUCAUUGCAGCAGUUGGAGAUAUCAAGGAGGAGCUGAUUCAGAGAGGAUUCGGAAAAGAAGAAGACCUCGGAUCGCAACCAGCUGUCCUCAUGUGCGUUGCAGAGACUCUAAACCAAGUCGACCUAAAGUCCAAGUACCCAGUUGAAGCCCGGCGGAAAAGUGAAGGUGGAAAGAUGCCAAGAGAGAAGGAAAAGAUGGUAAAGGCGACAAGAGAGCAGAUGAGAAGGAACAAGAAGAACGCUGCCAUCGAAAGUCUGAGAGAGUUCAUCAAUCGGAAAGAACUUGGAGAUAAACCUUCUAAAAGAUUGGAGCAGCUCGAAGUACUGAAUACCAUUUUGGAGCAUCUGCGAACUCUCCCAGCCAAUAGUAUUGUCACACCACCUACAGUCCAGCAACCAUUCGGACAGUUUUCUUCUUCAAUCGCACCGUCGCCGACAUCUUUCUUCCAGCCGCGCCGAGCUACCGGUGCAUUUGAUAUUGAUUCGUUGCUACAAAAACUCGCCCCGACUGCUCCUCCACAAUCACCAGGUGGUCUUCCAACACUGGUUCCAACUCCACCAUUCGUUCAUCAGGAUCCAGUCUCAUCACCAGUCGGACUUACCUCUCCAAAGCUCCCAGAUGUUUUUCCAACUCUACCACAGGUCCCACUGUUCAACUUCUCAUUGCCUGCACCUCUUUUUCCAAUGAUGCCACUCAUGGACCCUGUCAGAAUUCAGAUGCAAGUCCAAUUGAUGAGAAAUCAGAAUAUGCUUCAAAAUCUGAUGAACCCGAUUCAGACAGUCAUGCAAACCGUACAACAAGCACGUCUCACCACAAAACCUCCAUCACUUCCACCUCCCACUGCUAUCCCUCAAGUCUGUCGUCCUCCACCAGCCAAAGCUAAAGGAAUUCUAAGGCAUCGCACCGUGGCACCUGUUUCGGAACCAAAAGUUGAUUUGGACGUUGAUCCGAAGACGACGGAGUAUUUAUCAAAAUUCUUCGCAAGCACUGGAGUCCCGUUCGAUACAAUUCACUCUUCAUCGUUCCGAGAGCUUGUCAGACAUCUCAAUCCGAAUUGUGCUCUGCCAGAGGAAGAUUUGAUGUUCAAAUAUGUGGAAAAGCAGAAUUCAUUAACAAAGCCGCUUGUCAACUUCCAGAAGACCGUCGGUCCAUUAGGAGUGACGAUAGAUGUGGCUGGAAAUGCAGAUGAAAAGUAUCUCGUCUUUUCUAUUCACUAUUUUGAUGACUUGUAUGAAAGGAAGAACAUCGUGUACUUGAGAAAACUAUUGUUAAGCGAAGUCGACUCGGAAGGCCUUCUCAUCUCGAUCCGUCGCGCCGUCAACAACCAGACCUAUUCGAAUGUGAAGUUCUCGAGUGUUGUGUGUCCCAACUAUCAAAUCUACAAUUUGAUAUCGAACAGUGGAGUCAUCAAAAGAUAUCACAUUUGUUUCUAUAAUUAUAUUUCGAUGUUUAUUGCUGAUCUCAUGGAGAUUGAUGAAUUUUGGGAUGGACUCACUUCGUUGAGAAAAUUCGUUCGAUAUGUGAAAAGUGAUCCCGAGUUGUACGGCAGAUUUAGAAGAAUGCAGCUCUCGAAAAAGGCCGAUUUGGACCUUCCAAUUAUCGAUGAGGGGCCAUGGGAGAACACUUUUGUCUUCUUAACAAGAUGUCUUGUAUUGCAUGACACACUGACCGAGUACUUCGAGCGGUUCCAACAAACGUCUUAUAUAAACAACUCUGCAUUUAAUCAUCUCAUAUAUCUUCAACGAUUAAUGCAACAGUGCCUGAAGUAUUGUCGAGAGUUGAGCUCCUCAAACAACACAAUCUCACAAAUCAUCCCAGCUGUUGAAGGACUCCGUCAAUAUAUCCAAACACAUGAUAUGGGCUAUCGAUUCCAGAAGACUAUCGAGAAUUCGUUGAACAAUUGCCUCGGUUACCUCAAUCAGAUUCAUGUCCGUUCGAGAUACGAGAUGGCGACACUUAUGGAUCCACGUUAUGCUUAUCGUGAUAUCUUCCCUCCGUUGAAGUGGAAACAGAUUGAAAUUCGAGUCGCUGAGGAGUUUGUGAACAUGGACGCUAGCGCUGAGAAGAGUUUCUAUCAAGAUAUCUCCCAGAUGACUUCAAUUGAGCGUCGCAAUAUUAUUAUGAAUGAAUUUGUACACUAUCGACAAGUGUCGUUUGUGGAGCGUCCCGAAGAGUGGGAUAGUCCGUUCUACUGGUGGGGAAGUCGUCAAUUGCAUAUGGAACAUUUGGCAGUGUUGGCUAGAGAGAUAGUGGCAACACCAGCGACGUCUAUCGAUGCGUCUCACUUCUUUUCUAGCGGCGGAAAGUUCCAGCAUCUCUGCAAGAAGUAUUCAUCCGGUCGCUUAGAAGAUUGUCUCUCGGUUGCUGGUAUCAAUCAGGAAUUCCGUGGAAGAGGAGCUACUGUGGAGACUAUGACGGAGUCGAUGUUGGAGAGUCUUAACAGUACUGCAAAACGACUUCGCUGCACUCAUUUAAGCGAUAUUUCUGGACUACCGUACCCGCCACUACCGACGAUGGCUACGAAUGGAUAUGAAAUAGAAGAGAAGCCACAGCAUCUUCUCGAUGCUCCGCUUCAAAUGGGAAUGAUUCCACAACAUCGAAAAGUCAAACCGAUCACCGGGCGACCGAUUUAUUCGAGUGGAAUAGAUCUGAAUAAUGUACCAAAAGCUAUCCGAAUUAUACAAGCUCCAUUGCAGGGAAAGGGAAAGGUGAAAGCACCGGUUCCACCGGGUACUGUCAUCUACCCGCGGGAGGAGCAGAAACCAGUAGAAUUACUCGAGAAGGAAGUGAAAGAGGAACCAGUUAUAGAGAAAGUGGUGAAAGAAGAGCCGUUAGAGGAAGAAUCGCCACCGAAAAACAUUCUGGAAUUCCACCAGAAUCCAUCACCUCCACCUCCAAUGACAGCGCCAAUGUCCCAACAACAAACGAGAAAUGUUACUCAAGGCGUUCAGAGAACAAUUAUUAAUCGAGCUCCGCCACCACAAUACAUUGCCUCGCAUGACUUUGUGGAAAAGUUCGCUGAACAAGAGAAGUUUGUCAUCAAGAAUGCGCAGAAAUAUCCGCCUCCAGUUGGUAUCAGAAGUAACAUUCCGACACCUUCAUUGAAUCCUCCGGAGGAAGUGAAAUUCGAAGAUGAAGUGUUCACUGGACGAGAUGGAGACGAUUAUAACGAGAUUUACCUCCAGGCAGUAGAAAUUGCUCGCGCGACAAAAGCUGAGUUGCGUCGACAGAAACGUUGCAAUCGUCAUUGUGCUGUAUGUGGACACUUGCAAUGUCAAGAAGACCUGAAGAAUGUCACGAUUGACUCCGAGAAGCUGCUAAUAAUGCUCGGUUGUUUAUAUCGUCAAGAAUAUACACUCGAAAAGGCGCAAGAGUUCAUGGCGAAAGAGACAAAAACAUAUGUGUGUCGUGUUCAUUUUGCAGAGACACUUGAUGAAAUAUACUCGAUGCUGAGACUUUCGCGUCCGGAGGAUAUAUUCAAUUGCACAUUGUUUCAGAUUCAGAACGUUCUGAGCACAAUCACUGCUCUACGACCACAUAUUAGUCUUAAACAGUUUAUGUUGAUACUUUACAACUUUGCUGAUCGAUACAGGCAUUUGGUGGAGACGAAAUACGAUAUGAUUGGUGUCAACAAUUCUCGUUAUACUCAAUCGGAGGAGGGGAACGAUGUCGACGACGAGGAGAUAAUUCCGAAAGAAUAUCGUCAGCCACGGAAACAAGUGCUCGAAGCGGAUCAACACGAUGGAACUGUCAAAGUGAUUGAACAAGAGAACUUCAAACUUCCCACAGCCAAACCAUCAGAACACGGAGAUUGGGAUAAUGUGUGCUGCUUGUGUUCGAAAAGUGGAGCACGUAAUGGAAUGUUGAGAGUUCCACGAGGAGAGGAUCGAUUGGCGAGAUGGAUCGAAAAGUUGGGAUCUGAAUUCGAGCAAAGAUUGAAAUCGGAUGGCGAGAAUCUGAUUUGUCGUCAACACUUCCCGGAGGCUGCAUUCAGCCGUGGACGUCUUCUGAAAGGAAUGAUUCCGGAUGCUGUGUCAGAGAAAGUAGAAGUCACCUAUCGAAUUCACGGAAACAACUUCUUGAAGUUGAACGAGCAGAAGUCGGGAACCGAUAAGAAUGCUCGGAUCGAUUUGGAGAAUACGGAGGAUACCAGAAUACGUGAAAUGCUUGCUCACGAUCAUGACUACACUCCAGAACCAUCGACAUCAUCAGCUAGAAGCACAUACAAACGACGUGCCGAGUCGUCGUCUUCAUCAGAGGACGUGGAAGACUAUGGAGAGCCAGCAACUAGGAUGCCACGUCGACAAGCGAAAGUGGCGUCGUCCUAUGAGGGAGACUACGUAUACGAUAAAAAGUAUGCUAGAGCAAGUUUCAAAAAGUAA
Caenorhabditis remanei is the source of this 4458-nucleotide messenger RNA. RefSeq lists its product as uncharacterized. Gene Ontology annotation, molecular function: protein dimerization activity. Gene Ontology annotation, biological process: negative regulation of vulval development. The transcript is spliced from 7 exons. Bases 1 to 4458 code for a protein of 1485 amino acids. Lineage: Eukaryota; Metazoa; Nematoda; Chromadorea; Rhabditida; Rhabditidae. The record is from RefSeq and is a predicted model, not a curated record.